Molecule: messenger RNA, 774 nt
Organism: Microplitis demolitor
Lineage: Eukaryota; Metazoa; Arthropoda; Insecta; Hymenoptera; Braconidae
Exons: 3
Coding region: 104-751 (215 amino acids)
Source: RefSeq, a predicted model, not a curated record
GUCGUACAUUUCAAGUGUCUGUCACAAAAAAUCAUUUACAAAAUGAAAUUUUUUUUUAUAAAAUUUUGGGGGUACCACCUGUUGCCGUGUUGAUCCGAAAAUAAUGUCAUCAAAGCCAGAUCAAAAUGGCAAUCGACAAUUUCUAAAAAAUAUAACGAAUUUUGAUGAGCCUAGACCGUUGACAAUGCGAUUGAUGCAAGACAGCCGCAAGAAGGAUGAUGAAAUAAAGAUUUUGAAACGCCAGAAUCAAGAAUAUCGAAUAAAAGUAGCUUUUUAUCACCAAACCCUGCGACAACAACAACAACAACAACAACAACAACAACAUCAGGAUCGUUAUUACUAUCUUGAACAUGACACAUUUCAUGUUAGAUACAAUAUUUACAUUCCCAGUUCAGUAUCCCGUAAGGCAUUUGACGCUAUAAAUCCGUCUAAAUUCAUAAAAAUAAUGUCACACGCGAUUUGGGGUGAAGAAAAUAUUUCAAAGCUCGUAGUUCGUAAACAAAAAAACACUGGAAACCGCGAGAAAUUAGACGAUAGAAGAUUAGAAUUGGUAUCUAUACACUAUCAACAUUUUUUAAAGAAGCGUAAUUAUUCUGAAGGAGUUUUUGAUUUGCAGAUACGGGCUGUGAAUACAUAUUUAGACCGAGCAAUUCAGAGUGCAAAAAAAAAGUUCGACGAUCAUAGCUCAUGUAUUCUGUAUUUCGGGCCAAAUCCAUUACUUUUAAACUCAACUCUAUUCGAUUUGGAUUAAACCUGUUUAGUUUAAGUUUUUAA